UUUAGAUAUCAAGUCUGAAACUCAGAGGUGUCAAACGGGUGUUGGAUUACCUUGAACCUGGAUGAUCUUCAGUCGAGAAGCCGCUGGUUGGAGCGAGCAGACGCUGUCUCUUUGCGCUCUGACGGAGGGGGCUGGCUUUCUCAGAUUGAAUCCAGCUGUGGUGAAAGACGGAAGACGUGAACGUGCCUUCCUAAAUAAUCUGUAGAUCGGGCAGAAAAGGACGGAAGCAGAGUGGCCCUUCCUGCAACACUUGGUAAAUGUACCGAAGCUUCAGUUCGAAUAGACAGCGGUUAAUGAAAACCUGGUGUCGGCUUUCGCGUAAAGGCGCAUAGUCCGAGGGCGGUGAGAGCCCUGCUGGCUAGUGGCGAGGGGAUCUGGGGAGAAUUUACGGGCCUAAAUCUCUCCUGUGAGAGAGCUCAAUAGGAACCAUAAACCAUGCUUUUUGAAAUGCGUGGCUGCAGGUUUUGCACAUCUGCAAGGAUGUUGGCAGCUCUGGUUUUUAUUGUGCUUUGUGUCCAGUCGGGACACGGACAGACCUGCACAGAGGGCUUUGCAUAUGACCGCAGGGCAAGGCAGUGCAUAGAUGUGGAUGAGUGCCGUGCCCUGCCAGGUGUUUGUCGAGGAGACAUGCACUGUGUGAACCAGAACGGAGGCUACCUGUGCAUGCCGAGGAGCAUGUACGACCAGCAGUACAGACUGGAGACCCCGAGCCUGCCUGAGCCAUUUUACCCGGAGUCACCGGGUGGAUAUUCAGACACUUUCCCCGCAGCUCCUCCCAGAUCCGUAGAGCCCAGCUACCCGCGAGUUAGGGGCACUGCGCAUUGCAUCUUAGGCUACGCUCUUGCGGACGAUGGCAGUUGUAAUGACAUUGACGAAUGUGAGACAAACUCUCAUCACUGUAACCCCACCCAGGUCUGCAUCAAUACGUUAGGUGGCUACACCUGUUCCUGCACUGAGGGAUACUGGCUCAUUGGUGCACAGUGCCACGACAUUGAUGAAUGUCGCUAUGGUUACUGCCAACAGCUGUGUGCCAACGUCCCCGGUUCUUACUCGUGUUCCUGUAGCCCCGGCUUCAUCCUCAACCCUGACGCCAGGACCUGUCAAGAUGUGAAUGAGUGUGAAGAGGAACCAUGCAGUCACCGGUGCUUCAACACUUAUGGAUCCUUCAUGUGCAACUGCGACGAGGGGUUCGAGCUGGCGGCUGACGGUACCUCCUGCAUUGACCUGGAUGAGUGCAGCUUCUCAGAUUUUCUGUGUCAGCACAGAUGUGUGAAUGCACCGGGCUCUUUCACCUGCAUCUGUCCGCCUGGAUAUUAUGUUUAUGAGGACGGCAGGAGCUGUGAAGAUAUCAAUGAAUGUGACACUGGUAACAACACCUGUACAACAGCACAAGUGUGUUUCAAUUUCCAGGGAGGCUAUACAUGCCUGAAUCCUUUACAGUGUCACCCUCCUUACAUUGAAGUCAGUGACAAUCAGUGUAUGUGUUCAGCUGAGGUCCCUGCCUGUAGGGACAGGCCCUUCACCAUUUUGUACCGACACAUGGACUUGUCGUCGGGGCGCAGUGUGCCUGUAGACAUCUUCCAGAUGCAGGCCACCACACGCUACCCUGGCGCCUUUUACAUCUUCCAGAUAAAGUCGGGCAACGAAGGACGAGAGUUUUACAUGAGGCAAACCAGUAACGUGAGCGCCACCCUCGUCUUGGCACGACCAAUCAAGGGGCCAAGGGAGGUGGUGCUGGAUUUGGAGAUGGUCACAGUCAACCAUGUCAUCAACUUCAGAGGCAGCUCCAUCAUACGUCUGACGAUAUUCGUCUCAGAGCACCCGUUCUGAGUUUCCCAAAUGAAUUUAGUCCAUCCUAGAAAAUCUCGCUGCGCUUUUCCGCAGCUGAUGUUUGUUUGAGACAAUUCAUCAUAUUAAAAAAAAAAAAA
This is a messenger RNA of Monopterus albus (swamp eel), 1928 nucleotides long. RefSeq names its product fibulin 5 (gene fbln5). The transcript has 12 exons. The record is from RefSeq and is a predicted model, not a curated record. The coding region runs from base 436 to 1830 and encodes 464 amino acids. NCBI's taxonomy places the organism in Eukaryota, Metazoa, Chordata, Actinopteri, Synbranchiformes, Synbranchidae. Gene Ontology annotation, molecular function: calcium ion binding.